Hipposideros armiger (great roundleaf bat) is the source of this 2041-nucleotide messenger RNA. It is a transcript of the gene RAP1GAP2, whose product is annotated as RAP1 GTPase activating protein 2. Gene Ontology annotation, cellular component: plasma membrane; cytoplasm. Gene Ontology annotation, molecular function: GTPase activator activity. Lineage: Eukaryota; Metazoa; Chordata; Mammalia; Chiroptera; Hipposideridae. The coding region runs from base 504 to 1937 and encodes 477 amino acids. Gene Ontology annotation, biological process: regulation of small GTPase mediated signal transduction. The record is from RefSeq and is a predicted model, not a curated record. The transcript has 13 exons.
GAGAGUAGGGCGGGAGCCCGGGCGCCGGGCAGAGGGCGAUUGCGGGCGCCGAGCCCCAGGGAGCGCCGAGCGCGAGCGGGCCGUCUCCCCGUGCUGGCGGCCCGGCCGCCGGUCCCCCUGCAGCCCGGGUGCCCGGGGCUGGGCACAGGAGGCGGGGCCGGGGCGGGGUCCCGGCGCGGGCGGCGCGUCUGAGCGGGAGCCCUCGAGCCGCCCGUCCAGGCCGCGCCCCGAGCGAGCCUUGGAAAUGCUCGCGCUCAGGGAGCGGACGCCCGCCGCCCCGCGGGCCCUGAGGAGCCGCUGAAGGUCGCCGGGAAGUGAGCGCCCAGUCACCUGACCCCCGGGGCGCACCUAGGCGGGGCGGGGCCCAUGCGAGGCGGGCAGCUGGGGGCCGGGGCGCGGGCUCAAGGGCCGAGAGCGGGCGGCGUACAGCGCGCGGAGCCGGGCCGGCGGGGGCGCGCGGCGGGAGGGCGAGGGCGCGGCCGGGCACCGGCGGCGGCCUCGCCAUGUCCCAGCCGGCGGGGAGGAUGCAUUGCCGAAAGGCGGGGAUCCGCGCCGCCGUGGUGCUCAUCGGACUCCUGCACAAAUCCCGAAAACAGAAUAAAGAGAAAAGGAAGCAGGAACUGGCCAACAGCUCGGAUGUGACCCUCCCAGACCGGUCGCUGUCCCCUCCUCUCACUGCGCCUCCCACCAUGAAGUCGGCGGAGUUCUUUGAGAUGUUGGAGAAAAUGCAGGGGAUCAAGCUUGAAGAGCAGAAGCCAGGACCCCAGAAGAACAAGGAUGACUAUAUCCCGUACCCCAGCAUUGAUGAGGUUGUGGAGAAAGGAGGACCGUACCCCCUGAUUGUCCUGCCCCAGUUUGGAGGCUAUUGGAUUGAGGAUCCGGAGAACGUGGGCACACCGACCUCCCUGGGCAGCAGCAUCUGUGAGGAGGAGGAAGAGGACGGCCUCAGCCCCAACACCUUCGGCUACAAGCUCGAGUGCAAGAGUGAAGCCAGGGCCUACCGCAGGCACUUCUUAGGGAAGGAUCAUCUAAACUUUUAUUGUACUGGCAGCAGUUUGGGAAACUUGCUUCUGUCCAUCAAGUGCGAAGAGGCCGAGAGCAUUGAGUACCUUCGGAUCAUUCUCAGGUCCAAGGUGAAGACAGUGCAUGAGCGGAUCCCCUUGGCUGGACUGAGCAAGUUGCCCAGCAUCCCUCAGAUUGCAAAGGCCUUCUGUGAUGACGCAGUGGGGCUGAAAUUCAGCCCUGUCCUGUACCCCAAGGCCUCCCAAAUGAUUGUGUCCUAUGAUGAGCACGAUGUCAAGAAUACCUUCAAAUUUGGGGUCAUUUAUCAGAAAGCCAGGCAGACCCAGGAGGAGGAGCUGUUUGGGAACAAUGAGGAAAGUCCAGCUUUCAAGGAGUUCUUGGACCAGCUGGGAGACACGAUCACGCUGCAGGACUUCAAAGGUUUCCGAGGAGGCCUGGAUGUGACCCAUGGACAGACUGGGGUGGAAUCAGUGUACACGGAAUUCCGGGACAGGGAGAUCAUGUUUCAUGUCUCCACAAAGCUGCCGUUUACCGAGGGCGACGCCCAACAGCUCCAGAGAAAGAGACACAUUGGGAAUGACAUUGUGGCCAUCAUCUUCCAAGAAGAAAACACACCAUUUGUCCCAGACAUGAUUGCCUCCAACUUUUUACAUGCCUACAUUGUGGUGCAGGCCGAGAGCCCGGGCACAGAGACGACAUCCUACAAGGUAAGCAGAAAGUCUCAGUGGAGGAAGUGCCAGUCCAGGUACCUCGCCACACUUUAUGGAUUCAGUGAUAUCAAGAAACACCAGUUCUCAAUGGCUCCUCCAACCAUUCUCCAAAAUGGCACUCCUAGCUUUGGUGUGAUCGAUUUUCCAUGGUUCUCAGGUUUCUGGGAUUUGAGAGCUCAACUCUUGGUGGAGAGCACCUUCUGAGGUCAUCUCAUCCAUCUGGCUUCCUCCAGGCUCGGUGACAUCUAGCUCAAGGGUUGAGAAGCCCAGGUGCCCCUCUUUGGAAUCUGGUAAUGCCAUUCUCUAGA